Molecule: messenger RNA, 1963 nt
Organism: Uloborus diversus
Lineage: Eukaryota; Metazoa; Arthropoda; Arachnida; Araneae; Uloboridae
Exons: 9
Coding region: 196-1674 (492 amino acids)
Source: RefSeq, a predicted model, not a curated record
UAUUUUGUUUUUGUUUACUUCUGGGAAGUACAGUCGUAGUCUGAUUCAUAUAUAUUUACAUAUAAUGUUUUUACCCAAAUGAACUUAAUUAAAUGCCAGCUUGUUACGUAUGUUCGAAAUUUUAUGGUUUAAAGCAAAUUAUUCGUAAAUUAUAUCGACUUAGAUGAUCCUUAUGAAAAACAAUCGCGUCUAACAAUGACAGCCUCCCCGAAGAACCGCAGGUCGGAAUCCAUGACUUCUCGCUUCUAUGCGACAGACCGUGAAGAUUACCGCGUCCAUUCUUUCAUUGAUAGUGCCACAAAGAAUCGAAAAGUUGAUCUGCAUGUCCGACAGUCAAGACACCUUCCAUUCUGGAUGUGGUACAUUGUUGCAAAAUGCAAUGGUAUUCCACUUCACAAUAAUUCCAAACCUGUCCUUGGUACCAUCCUGCAUGCUAUCACCUUCGGCUCUGCGCUCACAUGUGCUCUGUCGUACAUCUGGUUCAUCACGUAUGACAUCAUCUCUCCCAACACACCGUCCGAUAUCCCUGGUGGCACUAUUGGAAUUCUCUUGGUAGGUUUGUGGUGCGGCUUUGGCUUCUACUGCAAGGACUUGUGUGGUCGCCUACUGAUGCAUCCUCGUUUCCUCAAAGACAUUCGCAUGCAUGCAAGGACCAUUUUCAAAGUGAAUGGUGCUGUGCUGGUUUUUCUGCUGGGUCUUCUUUUUGUGGCAGCUAAGAUAUUAGAAGAUGUGGAUUCAUAUAAAGCUGACCAGUGCAGAGCCAUUGAACUAGACCCCCUAGUCUGCCACACACUCUGCUUCUCCAGUAUUAUUUUCACUGCACUUACCCUUGUGUGGCAUUCUUUUGUUGCGUUUAUCUUCAUGUCUGUCUGCCGGACACACACUAUUGGGCUUAGGAGAUUCCUUAAGGAGAUAGAGUGUGAUGCUUCCAGGGUAGAGAGGCAGCUUUCCUUUUCUCAUCAGAUAACUGCCACGAGCCAGGAUGACAUCUGGCAGGAGUCUUUGUGGAUUGCUGAGGAUGAGAAUGACCUCGAGUAUGCCAAAUACUUAUCACGUCAACAACAUGAGACGUCUAUGUCCGCAAAGGACGUUAAUCCCCCAUCUGGGGAAAAUUCUUCAUCUGAGAUCAGUGUGCUCUUCUCUCCAGCAAUCAUGUCUGGAUCCGCCCUGACUGAUCAAGAUCAAGAAUAUAUUCCUGUGAGAAAUGUGCUUGACCUGGAUUCAGCAGCUCCUAUGCCCCAUACAAUGAGCAAUGCAGAACUGAUGCAUCAUUUCUGGAAACUUAGUUGUCGGCUGCGGUUUUCUUCAUGUGCACUUCAACGCUGGUAUGCCAGUUUAACAUCUCUGGUGCUCUUGCGCUGUGCCACUUACCUGGUGCGAUGGCUGACCCACUCUGCCUUAAUGUCGGAUAUAGUGCAGUUUGCUGCUCCCCUUGCCCUUCUAGUAGUUCUUUCAACAGCUAUUGCAGAAGUUAACUUUGAGGGUCAGCGCCUCCCAAGGUACAUUUAUCCCACAGAGGAGCGCCUAAGAACCUUGCAGUACAUGUCACAGAAUGCCCUGGCGAUGUCGAUCUACGGAUUUGGAAUGACCCAUGGCACCAUCGUGACAGUGGUAUUUGCCAUGUUAGUUGGAUUUGUAUCGAAAAUUGUCAUCACAGAAAUGACCAAGUCAUGAACCUUGUGGACUAUUUUUAUUUUGCUGACUACAGGGACACUUCCACCUUUCUAUUGACCAGUAUGAAUGUAAUCUAGAGCCUGUUGCCAAGAAAAUUUAAAACCUAAAAAGGAAAUUUAUUAGACUGACAAGUGAUCCUUGUUAAGCGAGGUUUAAGUGCCUUUCCAUGACAUUCCAAAGAUAUACACAUCUAUGUUGGAGAUAUUUUAAUAAGAGUGAUAUUGUUUGUUUUUGAAGAGUGUAUUCUUGAAUCUGUUUUUAAAUUAUAAGGACAUUUUAAAUAAAUAUU